AUGUACUUAAUUGGAAAAGAUGAGAUUUGGUUUGAUGGUUAUAUAGCCCAAAAGCAUAAGGUGAACUGGCAUAAGUUUACAACAGAUAUAUGUCAUAGAUUUGGUGAUCAGAAUUUUAAUGACAUCGUGGAGGAGUUUAACAAGCUGAUUCAAAAGAACUCUGUAGAAGAUUAUCAUGAGAAACUUGAGGAGUUGAGAUCUUAUAUGUUGCAGUACAGCCCAUUCUUGGAGGAAGGGUAUUUUGUUUCUAUUUUUUUGAGUGGGCUGAAAGAAGAAAUUAAGCACAGAGUGAAAGGUCAUAAUCCAACAACUCUGGCUGCUGCUUUUAGAUUAGCAAAAUUGGUUGAGUUGACUUGGGAGGUGGAAAAUAAGAAGUUGAGGUUUCAACCUAGAGUGGCAUCUGCAGAACAAAAUUCCAUAUAUAAAUCUAUUAAUACCAACUUGAAUCAACCACAAAAGAUAGUUCCUCAGAAUAGACAGUGUUUAGUGGAGUAUAGAAGAACACAUGGACUGUGUUACAAAUGUGAAUAUAAUGAGCCUAAGGGAGCAGAUUCUGGAGAGAGAGAACUGGAAAUAUCUAUAAAUGCAAUAACAGGUAACACGGGCUAUAAUACCUUAAGGAUACAAGGUCACAUAUCAGGAAAACCACUUAACAUCCUAAUAGACAGUGGAAGCACUCAUAGUUUCAUAACUGGGCAGUGGUCUAAAGAAGGAGUAGAAGUGGAGCAGACUCAUCCUUUAACUAUUACAGUUGCUAAUGGAGAAAAAUUAUACAGUUCAGCUAUGAGUAAAAAUUUAAGGUGGGGAAUGCAAGGUUCUCAAUUUGAACAUGAUUUCAGAGUUUUAGCUCUGGAAUGGAGUGAUAUGGUGUUAGGGGUGGAUUGGUUGAGAAAAUAUAGUCCACUGUUGAUGGAUUUUAAUCAUAUGACUCUGAGCUUUCAGAAAGAUGGGAAAGAUGUUAUCUUAAAAGGAAGGCAGAAUUCCUCUAAUGUUAGAUUGAUAUCAAACAGUAAACUGCAGAAAUUGAUGGAAAAACACAAUGAUUUAACAGGAGAAAUAUUUAUGUUGAGUGGAGAGAAUAAUCCUAAUGUGGUACCUGCUGAGUUACAAGAUUUAUUGGAGGAAUAUUUAGUUGUUUUUGAAGAACCAAAAGGGAUGUCACCUUCAAGAGAACAUGACCACUCAAUUAUCUUAAAAGAGGGUACAGAGGCAGUAAACAUCAGACCCUAUAGGAUGCCUUACCAUCAGAAGUCAGAGGUUGAAAAGCAAUUUAAAGAAAUGUUAUCUUCUUCUAUAAUUCAGAGAAGUAAAAGCCCCUUUGCCUCACCUUGUUUGUUGGUUAAGAAGAAAGAUGGGAGUUGGAGGGUGUGUAUAGAUUAUAGACAACUAAAUGCUCUGACUAUAAAGAAUAAGUUUCCAAUUCCAAUGGUGGAAGACUUGUUAGAUGAAUUGAAGGGAGCAUCAUACUUCUCUAAACUGGAUUUAAGGUCAGGGUAUUGGCAAAUCAGAAUCAACCCUGAUGAUAUUCCAAAAACAGCCUUUAGAACUCACCAUGGCCAUUUUGAGUUCAAGGUUAUGCCUUUUGGGCUGACUAAUGCCCCCAGCAACUUUUCAGGCAUUAAUGAACAAAGUAUUUGA
Molecule: messenger RNA, 1638 nt
Organism: Hibiscus syriacus
Lineage: Eukaryota; Viridiplantae; Streptophyta; Magnoliopsida; Malvales; Malvaceae
Exons: 2
Coding region: 1-1638 (545 amino acids)
Biological process (GO): proteolysis
Molecular function (GO): aspartic-type endopeptidase activity
Source: RefSeq, a predicted model, not a curated record